GAAUACCUAUCACCAGUGCAUCGUAUUUUGCCACCAUGACGCUUGACCAAGUUAGGCAUGUGUUUCGCUCUGACACAGAAGUGCCCAUACCUUUGAUUGAAGAAAGACAUCAGGUGCUGAAUGAAAGCGGAACAGUUCUGUUAGAGAAGUUUGGAGGCUCUUUCCUCACCUGUGUUAAAAUGAGUGAGAAAAGUGCUCAGAAACUACUACGUCUAGUACUGGAAAAUUUUCCUUCUUACAGAGAUGAAGCUGUAUUUGAGAAAAAAAAGGUGUCUUUCUACAAACGGGCACAAAUACUUGUGGCUGAUACAUGGAGUGUAUUAGAAGGCAAAGGAGAUGGCUCUUUUGACGACAUUUCUAGUCUGACUAUAUUUGCUGACUACAGAAUUCCUCAAGUUCUUGUUCACUUAAAAGCAAUGAAGUAUUCCGAAGAACUAAUGAAGAAACUACGUGAAGGAACAAUUUUCCAGUCUGGAGAUAAGGAGGAGGUGGAGAUCCGUGGCUGUUCUAUUUGGUGUUGUGCGUUGAUUUGUAAGCACCUGCUGGAGCUCUAUGAGAAGAAGGGUCAGGACAUGCGUGGAAAGAUCAAUGCGGUUUUACUCGAUUAUCAUCUCUGGGACUAUGCCAGGGAUCACAGGGAAGAGAUGAAAGAUACUCCGUUUCACCGCGUACGGUGUAUAUAUUACUAAGACCAGUCCGAUAGCUAUUGUAUCGAUGCAUUAUCUUUUGAAUUGCAAGUAUUCUUGUCAUACACUAAUUUG
Fulmarus glacialis (Northern fulmar) is the source of this 761-nucleotide messenger RNA. It is a transcript of the gene QNG1, whose product is annotated as chromosome unknown open reading frame, human C9orf64. The transcript has 3 exons. The annotation marks the transcript as partial. Lineage: Eukaryota; Metazoa; Chordata; Aves; Procellariiformes; Procellariidae. The record is from RefSeq and is a predicted model, not a curated record.